AUGGGGACCCUGGGCUGCUGCCUGCUGCUCGCCCUGGCCCUGCUGGAGCCCCGCCACGCUGCGUCCAGGAAGUGUGACCUGCAGGGCCUAUGGAGGAAUGAGCUGGGCUCCAAUAUGACUGUCUUGGCUCUGAACACGGCUGGGACCUUCUCGGGCUCCUACCACACUGCAGUGGCAGCCACCAACAAGCAGAUCCUGGUGUCACCCCUGCAAGGAGUGCAGCAGCACCCUGGUGCCAAGAGACAGCCCACCUUUGGCUUCACUGUGCACUGGCAGUUCUCAGACUCCACCACUGCYUUUGUGGGGCAGUGCUUUGUGGAUCACCGUGGGAAGGAGACCCUGGAGACCACGUGGCUCCUGCGAGAAGAGGUCCCAUCCCUCAAGGACACCUGGAAAGCCACCAGGGUUGGCACUUCCACCUUCACCCGUGUCAAAUGAUGGGAACAGGGACCAGAGCUGCCCACACCCUGCUGUCCUGCAUGUCCAACUCUCUCCACUGCCCCAGUYCCAGCUCGCUCUCCUGGCGAGCAAACACACCCUCACCUUGCCCUGCUUCUCCCAGUGCCUCCCAGCAACCUGCUGGUGCGGCUCCCCCUUCCCACACUUGCUACACUCACACUUGGAGCCAAAUAAAACCUUC
Molecule: messenger RNA, 640 nt
Organism: Malurus melanocephalus (red-backed fairy wren)
Lineage: Eukaryota; Metazoa; Chordata; Aves; Passeriformes; Maluridae
Product: avidin-like
Exons: 4
Coding region: 1-438 (145 amino acids)
Molecular function (GO): biotin binding
Source: RefSeq, a predicted model, not a curated record